GUUUUGAGCACGUGUCCAGUGUUUGAUAACAAACUUUGAAACAAAUUUUGGUUAGAUUUGUCUUAUAAUGGUAUAUAAAUAUGGGUAAAUUAAAGAAACAAAGAAAGGGAAAGAAAUUCAACUAUGAUAAGAAUAGAAGAAAGGAAUGGAAGAAGUCAAAGAAGUUGCCAAGCAUCGAAUGUGCUCAGAUAAAAAAGGCAUGGGAUCCUAAGAAGUCAAUGAGAAGAAACCUAGAAGAGAUGGGAAUUUCAGCUGAUCCCAACCAAACUAUAAAGAUUCCAAAAACAAAGGAUUUUUUAAUGGAUGAAGAAAAUGAUCAAGAAAGUGAAAUGAGAGAGAAAAAAGUUCAUAAAAAACAACCCAAGGAGCAUGUUGUUCAGGAGCUGGAGGAGGAGGCUAAUGUGCCACUAGAGAAGACAUUGAGACUGUCCUCUGAAGAGACAAAGUACUGUAUAUAUAUGAUGGAGAAGUAUGGAGAAGAUUACAAGGCUAUGGCACGAGACAGAAGAAAUUAUUAUCAAGACACCCCAAAACAGAUCAAAAGGAAAAUCAAGGCCUUUAUGAAUAUCCCAGAGCAGUACAAUGCCUACCUGGCCACCAAAGCCUCUUCCUCAGGAUGCAGUUCUUUCAUCCAUGCUCAUGUUGAAGAGAUCACCUUAAACAGACACGGACUGAACGAACCAGGAGCACCAGAGAACAAGCCAGACAACUGCACCAGUGAACUAGAAUUGUGUCUUUCUGAACCAAGUCACAAAAACUUGUUGCCAUCCAUUAACAGUGGUGUUGUACAGUCAAGUGGAGAAUCUGGUCCAGUUCCUUCAACUCCACCCUGUAAGAGACUUAUUGAGAUGCCAAAGAUUCCCCGGAGGGUGACUCGGACAUACCGUGCCAAGCGACGGAACGGGCAUUAUCUCACACCAACAUUUGGGGGGACACCAGUCAAAAACCCUAACAUAAACUCUGUAUACUCCAGGAAUGAAGUGCCUUUCCACAAAGUAAGAAGAAAACUGCAUUUUGGAAGAAAGCCACCCACAGACAGACACCUCAUCUCUGAGAUAGCAGCUGACAAAGAACCAUCAUCAUCUGAUGUUAGUGUCAAAAAGGAAGGCAUUGAAACUGCAAAGGAAGAUGGGAACAGAGAAGUCACUAUGGCAACAGAAGAAGAUGAACCCCUGGCUGUACCACUUGUCAAAGGAAACAAAAAUAAGACUGCCAGAGAACUCAAAAAUUUAAGUGACAUCAGUGACAUGCUGCCCAAUCGUCUUAGAUCCUCCACCAAGUUCUGUAGUGAAUCUCACAUGCAAGAUUUUACAUUUCAUGGCUUAAGGGCAUAGGUAUAAUACGUACAUGCAUGUCAUGCAAUUAUUGAGUGCCUAUGAUCUACACUUGAUGCUAUGAUGGAAAACCUCAGCAUUAAUUUUACUCUUCAACAUCUUGCCAUGUUUACUGCUUGUUAUAUAAUACAGGUACUGUUAAAAGUAUGCAACAAGUAAGUGCUUCUAUUGUCCAGGUAGACAAUUUUAACAGGAAUAAAAGUCAUUUUUAAGAUUGGAAAAAUACUCAGAAUAGAUGUAGAAACCAUAAUCUUUACUUUUAUGAUCAUUUUCUUGUUCAUUUUUUCUUGUCUUUGUAAGUUGCUGUAAGAUGAUCAGUCGAGUCCCAAAUAUACAUGGUAAUAUAAUAAGGCAACUAUAGUUUUCUUCCAGGUUUAAAUCAUUUCAUACUUCAUACUACAGUGUACAAUUUUUUGAGAAAAGAAUGGUCUUUGUACAGUUUAUAUUCACAUUUUUACCAGCUCCUUUCAAUUAAAUGUAAAUUGCUAUUCAAAUGUUUUAUAGUAAGGUGCAGUUUUAUCACCCCCCCCCCCCCUUCCAUGUUUUACUUAAUUUUUUUCCUGUACAUUUUAUACAUGUUUGAGAGAUAUUAUUUUUAUGAAGAGAGAAUGUGUGAUCUGAAGAGAUUUUUAUUUUGUGCUUAUCUUUGGAUUUUAGUAUUAAGUGGAUUGUUGUUACUUGUAUAUAUACAUAAUUAAGCAUUGGAACCUUGAAAAUUGGUUAAACAGAUUAAUUUUCAUUUUAUACAAUUAGGUGUUCCACAAGGCCAAGAUAGUGUUUUCCAGUUGAGUUUUUUUUUAGCUCACCUGAGCCAAAGGCUCAAGUGAGCUUUUUUGAUCAAAAUUUGUCCGUUGUCUGUCGUCGUCAUUGGCAUCGUCGUAAACUUUUCACAUUUUCAUCUUCUUCUCAAGAACCACUGGGCCAAAUUCAACCAAACUUGCCACAAAGCAUCCUUGGGUAAAGGGGAU
Saccostrea echinata is the source of this 2302-nucleotide messenger RNA. RefSeq lists its product as uncharacterized. Gene Ontology annotation, biological process: ribosomal large subunit biogenesis. The transcript is spliced from 8 exons. The record is from RefSeq and is a predicted model, not a curated record. Gene Ontology annotation, cellular component: nucleolus. Lineage: Eukaryota; Metazoa; Mollusca; Bivalvia; Ostreida; Ostreidae. The coding region runs from base 81 to 1334 and encodes 417 amino acids.